AUGCCCGAUCCCCAAAGUCAACCCGACAGCGAGAACAAAGAAUCAUUUCCUUACCAAACCGACACAAUUUAUGGCGAGGAAGGGUACCUGAAUCUUGUUCGACGAGUCUUGACAGAAGGCGUUUUGCGUGACGACAGGACGGGAACAGGAACGUGGUCGAUUUUUGGUCCCCAGAUGCGUUUUAAUCUGCGAAAUGGAGAUUUCCCAUUGCUUACAACAAAGCAGACAUUUUUCAGAGGUAUAAUGGAAGAACUACUUUGGUUCAUUCGAGGCUCAACUAAUUCAAACGAACUUUCUGCGAAGAAAGUGAGGUUUUGGGAUGCCAACGGAUCACGGGCUUUCCUUGACAAACUUGGGUUUACUGAUCGCGAUGAAGGAGAUGCUAACCGCGAAGCUCACUUUACAGGUGACCUUGGUCCGGUGUACGGGUUCCAGUGGCGUCACUGUGGAGCUGAAUACGUUGAUUGUAACACCGACUAUACAGGCCAAGGAGUUGAUCAACUGGCUAAUUGCAUUAAACUCAUUCGAGAGCGACCCUGGGAUCGCCGUAUCCUCAUCGUCGCUUGGAAUGCGAGGGAUCUCCACAAGAUGGUGCUUCCGCCCUGUCACUGCCUUGUUCAGUUUUAUGUGGCGAACGGCGAAUUGUCUUGCAUGCUGUAUCAACGCUCUGGAGACAUGGGUCUGGGUGUUCCUUUUAAUAUCGCGAGCUACGCCCUACUUACGCUGAUGAUUGCUCAUGUCACUAAAUUGAAACCUGGCGAAUUUGUGCACACUAUUGGCGACUGUCACGUCUACACAAACCACAAGGAAGCACUUGAGAUUCAGAUUAAGCGGAAGCCAAGGCCCUUUCCGAAGCUGAUUAUCAAAAGAGAGAUAAAAGAGAUUGAUGAUUUCGUAGCGGAAGAUUUUGAAUUAGUCGGUUAUGAUCCACACCCGAAGAUUGCCAUGCAAAUGGCUGUCUAG
Molecule: messenger RNA, 963 nt
Organism: Mesocestoides corti
Lineage: Eukaryota; Metazoa; Platyhelminthes; Cestoda; Cyclophyllidea; Mesocestoididae
Source: the annotation of a GenBank genome assembly